AUGGCUGGAAUCAGUUACCGCGAGGUCAAAAUGCACGACUUACCAGAAGAUUCAGCUUCCGGACUCCAUCCACUAGACCACCAACGGCUAGCUGACUCAAGUAACCAAGAUCCUCUGGAUCCUGACAUUCGGCCAGCAAAAACAUUCUUCAUGGACUUCAAGGAUGCUUUCAGCAUGAAAUACCUUGGGUGGUUCAUUGAAAACUCAGUACCUUUGCUCAAAGACGGCGUUCGACAGUAUGGCGCAUACUUGAAGAGUCCCAUUAGUAACGACAUACACUUGCUCAAGAAUGGCAUUCGACAUCACGGCUUCAGGCGCCAUGCUGUAGCUUUGACAGCCUUGUUCAUUUAUGGCCUCGUACCGCUUAUCACCUACUUUUGUAUACUAAAACACCCUUUCAAGACAGUUCCUAUGAGCUGCAGUCAAGACUUCACAACAUCCGAGGAAACAGUCAAUCAUUUCAGAUUUGCGAAUCUGUUUACUGUUGACCGUACUGCCGGAAAUUUCCCCUUCUGGGUCGCAAAGUUGAUUGAUACGGCAUGGGAUCUUCUUGUUUCCCGCGGAAUGCAAUUCCUCGCCGGCUUGUUCAGCUACAAAGUCUUCUCAGACGUUCUCAUACGAGCUAUAGAGGUAUCACCAAUUCCCUACCGCACAUUCAAUAGCAUAUCUCUUAGUAGUGUGUCUGCGAGCACUGUUGUCUCUUUAUUUCAAGAUAUUGGUUGCUAUGGGAAGGGGCACACUUUGUGGCGCUUUGCAUAUAUGGCACUGGCUAUGACCUAUGUGAUAGCAUUACCGACACUAUUCUCAGCAACAACUGGCUACAUAAGCUCGACAUCCCCGUUCACCCGGCUCCCGAACCUUAGCGUUUUCAUCCCCACGGAGGAAAAAAUAUACAAUUAUUUGGGACACACCUUUUCUAGCAAUAACACAAAUAAGUGUUUGGUGGAAGAAGACAUUAGUACGCAACUUCGGUUAGUAAACCUCCAACAAGGAGAAUCUCAUGCGACCCUGACGAUGAAGCUUCAUAUGUUUACAGGUACUCACCCGACCGGAAGGUUUCUUAUCCUGGACCAUAUGAUGACAAAGAAUGUUGGCUGGUUUUUUCCUAACGAAACAUACCGCGACUAUCCAUCUUAUGAUAAUCAUAAUUGCAACGAAACCGUCUAUGUACCCGUUGGUGGCGGAAACUUCACAUUUGCUGAGAUAUUUCCCCACCUUACUGGCUACACCUACCAAGAUGCCACGCCAUACUGUUAUGAUGGAGUGCUCUACAAUUAUAGCCAGGUCCACGACAAUACGAGGUGCCUACCUAAUACCGACAAGAAUGCCUCAUAUCGCUGGGGCUUCUCCACAUUACUUUCGUCAAUCAUACUGAUCCUUCACGGGGUCUGGUCAUUGAGCAUGUUUGCUAUUUGGCUUGAGGUUCAGCUAUCUAGCAAGCUGCUCCGUGCGGGGUACAGCCUUUCGCAGCUGAGAAGUAUCUUCGCUAUAGUUUCUGCAGCACAGGAAACGACGGGCAAGAAACUGGAAGAACUACUGUCGUUCUCAGUGAAGGAGCUUGAGAAGAAGCUAUAUGGCAAGGAUGCGGUUGUGGAGUUUGAAUUGUUUGCAAAAGAGCUUCCUUUCGCUGAUGUCGAACCGUAUGAUGGAGCAUAGAGCGGCAGGCGGUGUGGAAGUUUUUGAAGGACGAACUCCAAGUAAUCCUUUAUGUAACUAUAGCACUGGGAGUGAAUUAGGCUGAAAAGAACCUGCUUCGAAUUGCCACUUAGCCUCUUCAUAAGAAUUAAAGGAACGGUUGACCAAUGCGGUGGUCUCAGAUGUCAAAGGGAGCAGCCAAAUCUCAACUCCCAGUGUUUGACCACACAAGCCGCAAACCCAUUUCAAACAAAUACAGUUUACUCAUCGUCUUUUGGUCUUGCUUGUUUACCUUGGGCGCUGUGCCGCGCUUUCUGGUUUCCCGCCAGAAAAGCUCCCCGCAGAGCACGCGGCAGUGGCAGCAGCAAGAGAUUCCUAAC
Aplosporella prunicola CBS 121167 is the source of this 2015-nucleotide messenger RNA. RefSeq lists its product as uncharacterized. The transcript is spliced from 4 exons. Bases 1 to 1656 code for a protein of 551 amino acids. The record is from RefSeq and is a predicted model, not a curated record. Lineage: Eukaryota; Fungi; Ascomycota; Dothideomycetes; Botryosphaeriales; Aplosporellaceae.